Molecule: messenger RNA, 1367 nt
Organism: Stereum hirsutum FP-91666 SS1
Lineage: Eukaryota; Fungi; Basidiomycota; Agaricomycetes; Russulales; Stereaceae
Exons: 6
Source: RefSeq, a predicted model, not a curated record
CAUGGCAAAGACGAAGCGAAAAACCAAACGCACAUCCAAGCUACAAGCUCCGAGUAUUCCAAACGAUGGACCCUUUUGCCUUCCUGAGCCCGCUGACGAGUCACUAGUAUCGAAAGGCAUCCUCCCCGUCGAACUCACCCACUCGAUAAUCGCCCAGGCUCUCGGAAAUUACUAUACCAAUCUUAUUCUCUACGAAGGGAAUAACAUCACUGAAAAUGGAGAGCCAGAUGUGCCAUUCACCCUUUUGCACGCGUCGAAGUUGUUCAGGACGGAAACGAUCAGGUUAAUGGGAUAUCUGUUUGCAGGGUCGAGGGAGAUCAUCGACACUCGUAACGGAAUCGUACACCUCAAAACAUACUACACCUGGCUCCACCGCCUCCGCCAUCUCCACUUCGUCGCCCACAACUACCCCUUCUCAACCUUCAACUCUCUCUCCAACUCCUACGAAUCCCACGACAAAACAGACGAACCGACAAAAGGUCUCGGUCUGUUUGACCUCUGGCAGAACUUCCUCGAUAACACGGCUCUCGAACGUCAGCUGUUGACGGAGCAGUGUAAAGUCUCCGUGCCGCUUUCGAGGCCGAUCGAGAUGGAGGAUAUCAGGAGAGUGUGGAUGGGCGUGGUCGUGGAGGAGAGGAUGGUUAAAAGUGUGGAGGCGAUACCAGGGUUUGUGCGGAGGGUUGGAGAGGAAGGAGGUACGGGCGUAGGGUUGUGGGCUGUGCUUGUCGGGAGGAUCGUGAGGGCGAGUCGGUGGAAAGGAUUGAAGUUUCUCAAAAUGGUGAUGGUCAAGGGCAUAGUGAUGAUCGUAGAGAGGAUCAUCAACGGCGUUCGCGCAGGAACAAUGAACGAUCUUUCAUGUACACUCCCGGCCAUUUCCCUCGACCGCCAACGCCGAAAAUACGACUCAACGUCCGUCCAGAACGUCUCAUACGUGUUCCCCGGGAUGGUAAUGUCUGACGUAUCCGACCUCGGAGAGCUGGAGCUCUUCGUGACGGGCUUCACAGCGGUCAUGGUCGAGUUACAGAUACUUGGAGCGAACGGUGACCCUUUCCAUCUCAAGAUGGCCGAACGAUGCAGACGCUGGCUAGGAACUUUAUUCAGCGAAGAGGAGAGGAUCUGUCGAGGACUAGGCGAUCAGACGAGAGAGGAGGCCAUCUGAGCAUUCAUUUAUUGAGCAGGUCGCGGUCUUGGUGAGAGGUCAGUUUGGACGCAGUACUAGGAAUGAUAGCUGAUAGAGAACGAUCGUUGAUGUAGCGGUGGCAAGCGCCGCUGCUUCGAGUAACAAAGUAAACCCAGGCUCGGAUGCAUGUGUUACAAAAUUAACUAAAGUUGUACCCGUUCAUGGACGAACGUCCGGAUAACGUUGC